UGUUUAACACAAAUAAAAAGUCUCUCGCAUAUUUUUUGCACUACUGUUGGGAAAGUCUUGAGAAUUUAUAGGAAGUGGGGUGUGUUAGUGAUUCUUUCAGUGGGGUGUGUUAGUGAUCCUUUCAGUGGUCUUAGCGGAAGAAGAAAGUUGCUUGAUGCAGAUGACAUGAG
Molecule: messenger RNA, 170 nt
Organism: Paraglomus brasilianum
Lineage: Eukaryota; Fungi; Glomeromycota; Glomeromycetes; Paraglomerales; Paraglomeraceae
Source: the annotation of a GenBank genome assembly